AAUAUGAAAAGUGUAAAAAGAUGGCAAGAAUUGCAAAACAUAUAUUUACAUCAAUUGAGAAAUGUACAUACAUACAUUUCUAAACGUGUAUUUUUAUACCUAAAAAAUAUAUUCCAAUCGACCACUAGAUGUCAGUCUUCUUUUUUACUUGGAUACAAGGAACGCGCCUUCAUAGCAUUUUAAUGGAUGAUAAUAAAUAAAAUAACACUCGAAAAAGUAUGUUAUAUGCAGUAAAAUCAUUGUCGACAGUACAGGGAACUACUUUUUUUCUUUCACUCUCUCUGUGCGUGGGUUUUUUACUGGGAGAGAGAGAGCGAGAGAGAGAGAGAGAGAGAGAGAGAAAGAGACCAGAAAACAUGGCAGAGCAUGCUCGCAAGAGAUGAAUUGGAGGUUUGUGCGUUGUUUACGUUGUUUUUACAUUGUAACUUUCCCCCAAUUCCUUGAGAUAUACAUUUUUACCACCAGAUAAAAGAGCUCAACCCUGGUUCGCAAUGAGCGCGUCGGCAGGGACGGGAGUGUUUGUGCUCUCCUUGAUGUCCAUUCCCUUCUGCUAUUUAUUUAAUUCCCUUAUUUACAACAACAGUGCUGAAGCUUUCUUCUUCGCUGGAUGUUCAGCAGUCCUCAUCAUCUCCAUUUCAGCUCGUUUUAUGCUCAAAAAGAAGGCUCCAGUAGAUCCCCUUUUCUAUGUAUUUGCAAUGUAUGCGUUCCUCAGUGUGGUGAAUCUGAUCAUCGGGCUGGAGCAGGACAACAUCAUUGAUGGAUUUGUGACGUUUUACCUCAGAGAGGCAGAUCCCCAUAUUAAUACAGCACAUGGUCACAUGAUCUCCUACUGGGACGGCUGUGUGCACUAUCUCAUGUAUCUGGUCAUGAUAGCUGCGAUUACUUGGGGGGACAGCUACCGAGCCAUAGGACUCUACUGGAUGGGAUCUUUUCUCACACGUGCCAUAGUCUACAUUCUUGGCAAUGCUGUGGGUAAAUAUGGGACCCAAGUUUGCCCUCUCUUCCUUCUCCACAUAUUGUAUGUCUCUGUGUCGGUCUGGGUCUGCUUCCGCAUCUUCAGCAAGCGCCCCACACCGGACCUUCAGUUGUCAAGCGUCCAAGAGGCUGAAAGAAAGAGUUUACUCCACAGACCUCUGGACCUUCUGUUCAUCAUCUACCUCAUUCCUGCUUUUGCUUUCUGCAUCUUCAGAGGCCUGAUUGUUCUGGACUUUUCCAGCGAAUGGUGUCUAGCAUACACACGACAGUAUGAGCCUUACCUCAAAGACCCUUCAGCCUAUGCUAAAAUACAGAUGCUGGUGAGCAUGCUGUACUCUGGACCAUACUACAUCAUUACUCUGUAUGGGCUGAUGGUGCCAGGGUGCGAGUGGAUGACGGAUCUAACCUUAGUGCACUCCGGGGCACUGGCACAGGCCCAGUUCGCUCAUAUUGGUGCGUCACUUCACACGCGGACGCCGUUCUCCUACAGAGUGCCUGCUGGAGGCCAGCCUGUCUUCUUACUGGUCAAUAUCCUGUACGCUGUGGUGCCUCAGGCUCUGUGUUACCGCUGCCGCAGCAGGCCGGCCUUCUUCCUGACGCCGAGGCCAGUUAAGAAGACUGAAUGAGAGAGAGAGAGAGAGAGAGAGAGGGGCUGUCAUGGGGAUGCCUAAAUAAAAGGCUCGAGUUGUAAAGGAACACUUUGUGUUUGAGAUUAUUAGAAUUUUCUAUUUUUGAAGGAGGGGCAUCCACCUUUAAUAAAAGGUUGUGCAAUCAAAAAUUUGUGUUUAUAUUUUGAAAAGGUGAACAUACUGUAUAUUUUCACUAUGUGUGUUUAUAUACACAGUCUCACACUAAAGAUCAUAGGGAUGUUAUAUUCGUGUUUGGGAUACGAACUGCUUGUAAAUAAUUGAUGUUUUUCCCAUUUGUGUUUUCUGGGUAACAAAAAAGGCCCUUUGGUUGACACUGAGGUUUUCUGUGCAGUGCCUGUUUGCUAAUGUGUUGGCAAAUAAAUAAAUCAUUCACAUAUG
Pungitius pungitius (ninespine stickleback) is the source of this 2003-nucleotide messenger RNA. RefSeq names its product transmembrane 6 superfamily member 1-like. Gene Ontology annotation, cellular component: lysosomal membrane. Lineage: Eukaryota; Metazoa; Chordata; Actinopteri; Perciformes; Gasterosteidae. Bases 492 to 1601 code for a protein of 369 amino acids. The record is from RefSeq and is a predicted model, not a curated record. The transcript is spliced from 10 exons.